GGAACUUGUACAGUACAUACUCAAAGGAACAUGACUUCUCUAGGUAACGACAGCGUGAGUGGAAACAAAAGGAAGAAAGCACUGAUAACAGGAAUAACUGGGCAGGAUGGAUCUUACUUGGCAGAAUUUCUUCUACAAAAGGGCUAUCAAGUUCAUGGCAUUAUUCGACGUUCGAGUUCUUUUAACACAGGCAGAAUAGCUCAUCUGUAUGACGAUCCGAUAACGCACAAGAAUGGAGCUAUGAAGUUGCACUAUGGAGAUAUGAGUGACAGUUCCUGUUUGUUGAAGAUUGUGUCCGAGGUACUACCUGAUGAAGUAUACAACUUGGCAGCUCAAAGUCAUGUCAAGGUGUCAUUUGACUUGAGUGAAUACACUGCUGAUGUCAGUGGAGUUGGAACACUUCGAAUGUUGGACGUAAUUCGAGCUUGUGGAUUAACAAAAUCAGUACGAUUUUAUCAAGCAUCAACCAGUGAAUUAUAUGGCAAAGUUCAGGAGACACCUCAGAGAGAAACAACUCCUUUUUAUCCACGCUCCCCCUAUGCUGUUGCCAAGUUGUAUGGUUAUUGGAUUACAGUUAACUAUCGUGAAGCCUAUGGGAUGUAUGCUUGCAAUGGGAUUUUAUUCAAUCAUGAAAGUCCACGUCGAGGUGAGACAUUUGUAUCAAGAAAAAUCACUCGAGCAGUAGCUAAGAUUGGAUUGGGUAUACAAGAAGAGCUUAUCUUGGGCAAUCUUGAUUCGAAGCGAGAUUGGGGACAUGCCAGAGAUUACGUGGAAUUAAUGUGGCAAAUGUUACAGCAAGAGAGGCCUGAUGAUUAUGUUGCUGCCACUGGAGAAAUGCAUAGUGUGAGAGAGUUUGUAGAGGUAGCUUUCAAGGAGAUUGGGGAAGAUAUAGUGUGGGAUGGCACUGGUCUAGAUGAAAUUGGUCAAGACAAAAAGUCAGGGAAAGUGAGAAUUCGAGUUGAUCAAAGAUAUAUGAGGCCCACAGAAGUGGACUUGCUGCAAGGGGACUCGUCGAAAGCUAGACGUCUUCUCAACUGGAAACCGAAGACGAGUUUCAAGGAACUUGUGCGGGAAAUGGUAGAAGCAGACACGAAGCUAAUGCGACUGAAUGCUUCUGCUUGACGGUCAGAAGAACAGAACGAAUGACUUUUGUUUAUUACUAUAGCUUCUUUUGUGGCUAGCAUCUUAGCUAGUACAUCUUCACAAAUUUGGAGCUACUAACUGGCCUCAACA
This is a messenger RNA of Corticium candelabrum, 1233 nucleotides long. Its product is annotated as GDP-mannose 4,6 dehydratase-like. The record is from RefSeq and is a predicted model, not a curated record. NCBI's taxonomy places the organism in Eukaryota, Metazoa, Porifera, Homoscleromorpha, Homosclerophorida, Plakinidae. The coding region runs from base 31 to 1122 and encodes 363 amino acids. Gene Ontology annotation, molecular function: GDP-mannose 4,6-dehydratase activity. Gene Ontology annotation, cellular component: cytoplasm. The transcript has 14 exons. Gene Ontology annotation, biological process: GDP-mannose metabolic process.